Molecule: messenger RNA, 456 nt
Organism: Aspergillus affinis
Lineage: Eukaryota; Fungi; Ascomycota; Eurotiomycetes; Eurotiales; Aspergillaceae
Exons: 3
Coding region: 1-456 (151 amino acids)
Source: RefSeq, a predicted model, not a curated record
AUGAGUGUCUUGCCAUCUUGCAUACAUGGCAUCCAAUCCGUGAUUGCUUUGGUGAUUCUAGGCUGUUCGGCAGCUAAAUUAUCGGAGGAGUCAUCUAGCGGAUUUUCCCUGGCUUUGUUCACAGCCAUCGCGACCAUUCUCGCAGCAAUCUACAUCAUCACCACGUCUUUCAUCGCAAAGACGCUGUUCAAGUUAUGGGUCUCCGUUGCAUCCAAUGCCUUCACCCUGACUUUCUGGAUCAUUACCGUCGGAGUCUUGGGCGCUGCGCAUCAUUCACACAAUUGCGGCGGACAUCAACAUAAUCAUUGCUAUCGAAAGCGGUAUUAUCAUGGGACGAAUGGUAUUUGGGCUGCAACUAUGGCUUUGAGUAUUAUUGAUGGGAUACUUUCUGCUAUUGCACUUGGGAUUUCCUGUUGCGGUCGGAAACCCCGAGAGAAGAAUGAGGAGGUCGCAUAA